Molecule: messenger RNA, 4071 nt
Organism: Epinephelus fuscoguttatus (brown-marbled grouper)
Lineage: Eukaryota; Metazoa; Chordata; Actinopteri; Perciformes; Serranidae
Product: sphingomyelin synthase-related protein 1-like
Biological process (GO): ceramide biosynthetic process
Cellular component (GO): Golgi membrane; endoplasmic reticulum membrane
Molecular function (GO): protein binding; ceramide cholinephosphotransferase activity; sphingomyelin synthase activity
Source: RefSeq, a predicted model, not a curated record
UUUGAGCGGGAGGUGAUGGUAGAUCAUGAGGUCCCUUUGCAGGCUGGGCCCAACUGUCUCUUUAAUCCAACUCGUCCUCUGCUUGAUAGCUUCUUUGAAAGGAGCCAUGGUCACAUUAUAGACAUAAAUUCUGCAAGCCUUCAGAGUGAGGAGGAAAUGACCCAGCUGAGUGUCCGUCGCUGGACGCCCAAACACGUCGCCAAGUGGCUGAGGGAAGAAGGCUUCUGUGACUAUGUGGACCUGCUGUGUAACAAGCACCGACUGGAUGGCACCAGUCUGCUUGCCCUCAGCGAGUAUGACCUCCGCUCGCCACCUCUGGAGCUCAAGGUGCUGGGGGACAUCAAGCGUCUGAUGGUGUCUAUUCGCAAACUACAGAAACAGAACAUUGACGUGUUGGAGGAGCUGGGUCUUCCCUUCGACGGCCACUCUCCCACAGGCUCAGGAGGCAGUUUGGACUGGUUGUGUAAUGGAGACCCAGGUAGAGACUGUGACAGCACUGACACUGCACCAGUGGGAGAGGAGUAUCACCAGUACACUAAUGGGAAGUACAAACAGCAGACGAGGCGCCUGGAUCCAGAGUACUGGAAGACAGCACUUAGCUCCAUCUACGUGGUGUUUGUGUUUGGCUUCACCUCCUUUGUCAUGGUCAUAGUGCAUGAGAGGGUGCCUGACAUGCGCACAUACCCUCCACUGCCAGAUAUUUUCCUAGACAGUGUGCCUAGAAUACCUUGGGCCUUUGCCAUGGCUGAAGCAUGUGGAGUGAUCCUCUGUAAUGUCUGGUUGCUGGUUCUAUUGCUCCAUAAACACAGGUCUAUCCUUUUGCGGCGCAUGUGCAGCCUCAUGGGGACGGUGUUCAUGCUCCGCUGCAUCACCAUGUUUGUCACCUCCCUGUCUGUGCCGGGACAACACCUGCAAUGCUCAGGAAAGAUGUAUGGUGACAUGUGGGCCAAGCUGCAGCGAGCUGUGGCCAUCUGGAGCGGUUUCGGGAUGACGCUGACGGGAGUGCAUACAUGUGGUGACUACAUGUUCAGCGGCCACACUGUGGUCAUUACCCUGCUCAACUUCUUUGUCACAGAGUACACCCCACGAAGCUGGAACUUCAUUCACACGUUGUCCUGGGUCCUGAAUCUCUUCGGCAUCUUCUUCAUCUUGGCUGCACAUGAACACUACUCCAUUGAUGUGUUCAUAGCCUUCUACAUAACUACCAGACUCUUCCUCUACUACCACACUCUAGCCAACACCCGGGCCUACCAGCAGAGUCGACGUGCUCGCAUCUGGUUCCCCAUGUUCUCGUUCUUUGAGUGCAAUGUCAACGGGCCCGUCCCCAACGAGUACUGCUGGCCCUUCUCUAGACCUGCUGUGAUGAGGAGGCUUAUUGGAUAGUGAGCAGCAGCAGCAGCAGUACUGUCAGACACUUCUUAGCCUGUGCGGUUUAGUCUGCUUUGUCAAGUUGCCAACUGAGGCUGUGUGUGAUAUCUUCAUCAACAAAGACUUCUGUUGUGAUCCUGUUAGCACCGAGGCCUGAUGGGAUACACAGAGCCAUACCUUCUUAUAUUCUGGGACUUAUCUUCAAACCUGCUUCCUCUGUCAUCAUUUUUAGGCGGAUUAAACGAAAUCCACAAAACCAUACAGAAUUUCUAAAAAGCCCCAUCAACACUCUUUGCUUGACUUUGAAAAGUGAACACAGCGGAGAUAUGUUUCAUUCAACGGUUGCUUAUUUGUCCUAGGAAUAGGAAUGUCAUUUUAUGUAGCAUAAAGUGCAUUUAUCAGUACCUCCCGACUUUAAGAGAUGGUUCAGAUUUUUUUAAGUUGGGUUGUAUGAGGUACUUAUCCAUAGUCAGUGUGGGAACUGAACAAAAAGUGAAACUUACCGAUGCUCUCCUCAAGCCAGACUACAUUGACAAAAUCAGUAAUUUUACCUCACAGAACACAGGAGUUGCUGGUCUACCCCUGCCUUGAUUAGCGAGACUUUUUUUUGUCAUUGUCUGACUCCAGUGUUUUAAAGAGUUAAGGCCUUUGCACCCUGAGUAUGUUUGUUUCAGAUCCGUUAUUUUAAUUUAAAAAAAUCGUUACGUACACUGAUUCUGAUGCAUUUUAUUGUUCUAUUCGUUGUGAAAAUUCACAACACGUGACAAAGUGAAAAGACACAUUUCCUCCUUUGUCUCUCAACUAAAGUCACCUAUCUGGCCGUCCAUUUGGCACCACAACUGCACCAAGUGGUGGAGCUGUCCUUCCUCUCUGUCCUCCACAUUCCGUGUGCGGUCCACAUCCUCCUCCUCGUCAUUAUCCCCUUGAAUAUUACGAUCUGACCUGUUGAACGUGAGCUAUCUGAGUUAUGAAAUGAUUCUGUGCGCCCCGUUCCUCUGUCUUGUCGUGGCUGUGUCCCACUGCCACAUUUUCUUCACUAAUUCUUGGUCAAACGUCUGUAAAGGCUUCUGACGGACACAAAAAAACGUAGAAAAUUAAAUUGUUCUGAAAAUUUUAAAGACAGACAAAAGUUUUGGACUCAUUGUGCAAACGUGAUUGACACUGUGAAUUUGUCUUUAUUUUCUUAAGAUGUGUGGCAAUUUUGGACGGAAAAACAAAAACAGACUCUGUGUGCAAAGGCCUUUAGUUUGGCUUCACCGGUGUCAUUCAAUAACAAUAACUAACCGACCGAUUAAGGCACCGGUAGACCAGCAAUUCCUAUGUUCUGUGAGGUAAAAUUACUGCUUUUGUCAAAGGAGUCUGGUGGCUUUGCAGAGAGAUCAUAGAUGGAUAUGACGGCUUCAGUUCCAUGUCAGAAGGGGCUAUCUGAGGGCCAGGUAAAGCUGUGAAAAUCUUCUAAAUACAGCAUACACUUAAACUGAUAUUGAUUUUUUUUAAGUGGUUAAAAGAAGUUUAGCUGCUGCCCCUGUCAACAGCAGUAAAUUGCUUAGCUUCUGUGGCCGUACUCCUGCCUGCUUCUCCAAACUGAGGGUGUGCCGACUGCAGGUAAUACACUGACUAUGGAUACAUACCUCACACAACUCUGCCUCAAAAUCCAAACUGUCCCUUUAAGAAUAUUUACAUAACACAUAAUAACAUAAAGCCACAUCAGAAAACUCUCAGGCAGCGGUGUACCUAACCCUUCACAGCAGUUUGCCAUUUUCUGUGCAAUUAAAACACCUGAUCAUUUCAAGGUUUGUAUCCGGAUUCACGACUGACAGUUUUGUCUUACCUCCCACUUUGUAAUGUAUCAAAGAAUAACUCUAUGGACCACUGUUAAAGCAAUAUGUAAAGAUCUACCUUACACUGUUGCUUUGUUUCUGUACAACAAAAUGUCGUUCAUUAUUUUGACAAACAGAUGUUAUUUCUUUGCCAUGAUUGAAGUCUUUUUCAUUCCUCCAAAUAAUGCUUUCAUUUUGACAGUGUUACUAAAUGUUAACAGAUGAAUUCAUAGCUCAUUGAAAGAUACAGUAAAGUACGAUAAUGUCAUUAUCAGCCAAAAACGUUGAAUCAAAGAUUUAUUUCCAGCUGUCUUAAAUAUAAUUCCAGUUGCCAAUUACCUUGAGUGUUACGAUAGAUUUCUCUGUGUAGAAUGUCCCAAAUCUUUCAUGUUUACUGUUGGAUAGUUGUAUAGUGCUUUUUUUAAUCAUCAUACAGUGUAAAUUAUAAUAAUCUUUUCACAUUAAUCUGUAGUGACGGUUCUCCAAAAGGAUCCUUAAAUUUGUAUGUGUUUGUUUGUAUUAAUUUAUUUCAUUUUGUAACAGUCAAUAGGUAUUUUUAUAUUUCGUAUAUGAUGUUACAGCAACAUGCACACGAAGAAAUAUGUUUACAGUUGCUCUUAACUAUUUAUUUGAAACACUAUGUGCUUUCUAAGUGUAAAUGUUGAUUUCAGAUUGGCCUCUACAUUUCAUAGAGUGAAACUGUUGUGAGAGGGAUGUUGUAAUUGAUGUGAUCAUUACAGCAUGUUAGAAACAUGAUUAUUAUAAAGGGAGCUGGCAGUAUACGACACGUCCUGUCACUGAGGGAUGAUGGUGUUGUGCUCAUGUGCUCAUGCAAAGCCACAUUACUUGUUUCAUGUCUCGUUCAUUCAUUUCCAUCAUUAAA